GUUUCUCCAUUCCUCCAUCUAUCCUCAACCACGACUCUGAAUCUCAAGCCAACAUGCCCAAAGCAGAGGCAGGCUCCGCCAAGGCCAUUGGCAAUGCCAUGAAGGCGCGAGGCUUGACCAAGCUGCGCUUCUACUGCCAGGUCUGCCAAAAGGCUAAUCGUGACGAGCAUGCGUACAAGAUGCAUUGCGAGAGCGAGUCUCACAUGCGACAGCUCGCCAUCGUCGGGCAGAAUCCUAAUAAAGUAAUCGACCAAUUCUCCCAAGAGUUCCUCGACGGCUUCAUCUCCCUCCUGUCACGACGUUUCGGCACCCGCCGUAUCAAAGCAAACGCAGUUUACCAAGAGUACAUUCAAGAGCGCCACCAUCUCCACAUGAAUGCCACUCGAUGGGUGACCCUUACCGAGUUUGUCAAACACUUGGGAAAGGAGGGCAUCGUGCAUGUAGACGAGAAUGAGAAGGGCUUCUUCAUUUCGUGGGUGGACAACAGUCCCGCAGCGUUGAAGAGGCAGGCAGCCCUGCAGAAGAUGGAGAGGCAGAAGAUGGAUGAUGAAGGGAGGCAGAGGAAGAAUCUCAAAGAGCAGAUUGAGAAGGCCAAGAGGGAGGAGGCCGCUGGCGAGGGUAGUAGUGGGAAGGCAGGGGGAGAGGACGUUGGAUUGAGGAGAGAGGAGGGCGAAGGGAAGGUCAAGUUGGGAAUCUCGCUGGGUGGCGGCGGGAGCAAGGCUACCGUCAAUGGCAGCAAGGCGGAGGGCGCUAGCGGCGAGGCAGGUCCGGCUACCUCUCCGCCUUCAACAUCAGCGGCGGCUUCUUCACCGUCGUCGUCAGCCACCAAGCCAGCCUUCUCCUUUGGCACAACAUCAGCGCCGACUCCCUUCCGCAUGGGCGCCAACCCUCUCAAGGCCGCCGGUAGCGGGUCGUCCAACCCAAAGCCGCCGCUGGCAAAUGCUUUCAAGGCAGCCGGCUCAGCGCCAUCGUCGUCAUCAACGACCAAGAGGCCAGAGCCGCGUACUAUGGCAGAGAAGAUCAUGCUGGAGGAGGAAGAGCGUAAGAAGCGAAAGAUGAGCGGUCCAAUGCCUAGCGGUGGGCCUGGAGCGGGGAUGAAGAGGAUACGAAUGUAGAACAAGACCAAAGCUGAGUAGACACCAUAUGUAUAUCAUUCAUUCAUUCAAUCAAUUGAGCCAUGUUGGAACG
Jaminaea rosea is the source of this 1188-nucleotide messenger RNA. RefSeq lists its product as hypothetical. The record is from RefSeq and is a predicted model, not a curated record. Gene Ontology annotation, molecular function: double-stranded DNA binding. NCBI's taxonomy places the organism in Eukaryota, Fungi, Basidiomycota, Exobasidiomycetes, Microstromatales. The transcript has 4 exons. Gene Ontology annotation, biological process: DNA damage response; DNA replication. The coding region runs from base 54 to 1115 and encodes 353 amino acids. Gene Ontology annotation, cellular component: nucleus.